Messenger RNA from Drosophila innubila, 1849 nucleotides. RefSeq names its product 4-hydroxybutyrate coenzyme A transferase. Lineage: Eukaryota; Metazoa; Arthropoda; Insecta; Diptera; Drosophilidae. Gene Ontology annotation, molecular function: acetate CoA-transferase activity. Gene Ontology annotation, cellular component: mitochondrion. Bases 245 to 1675 code for a protein of 476 amino acids. The record is from RefSeq and is a predicted model, not a curated record. The transcript has 5 exons. Gene Ontology annotation, biological process: acetate metabolic process.
AGAAGUUUGGUACUGCCGUCUCAGAGCUUUUGUAGUGUGGUAAAGCUUUUUACACAAGGUAGUUUUAAACGCGCCGCUGAAGUGAAAGCACGUAGCCAGAAACGGAACGGGGCAGACAGACUGAUUGGACACGGGAUUGAUAAACAGUGAUUGACUGCAUUCAUAACUAGCCGCAUUCCUUUCUCUCUUGGGAGCGUGAAUUAAAAUUGAGUGUAAUAGCGCAUAAACAACAACAACAAGAAUCAUGAGCAAGCAACUGGCGCGUCGUGUGGGCCAAGUCAACAAAUUCCUGACCGUUGCGUCGGCGAAUGCUGCGGCCACUCACAACAAUUACUUCACCUACGUCAAGGAGCUGUCGCAUCCAAUUGACCGCGAGCCUUCAAUCGUGUCCGCUGAGGAAGCCGUCAGCUGCAUUAAAUCUGGCGACACCGUUUUUGCACAGGGUGCUGCCGGCACUCCGAAUGUGCUCCUGAAUGCGAUGACUAUGCACGGCAAGUGCAAUAAGCUGCAGAAUAUAACUGUCUGUCAUAUGCAUACCGAAGGACCUGCCGAAUAUUGCAAGCCGGAGUACAAGGAUAUUUUCCGCUCCAACUCCUUCUUUAUGGGCGGCAAUGUUCGCAAAGCUGUCGCCGAGGGACGUGGCGACAAUGUACCCAUAUUUUUGCAUGAAAUUCCUCAGCUCUUUUACAAAAAGAUAGUCAAGCCCGAUGUGACCUUGAUUCAUGUGUCGCCACCAGAUCGUCACGGAUACUGCUCGCUCGGAACCAGCGUCGAUUGUGUCCGUGCUGGACUGCUUAACUCCAAGAAGAUCGUUGCUCAAAUCAAUCCUCAUAUGCCGCGUACUUUUGGGGACUCCAUCAUUCACAAAUCGCACUUUGAUUUUGCCGUUGAGGUUAACGAAAAAUUGCCCCAACAUGGAACUGGUGAAAUAUCCGCGGUCGAGAAGAAGAUUGGCCAACUGAUUGCCGAGAAUUUGGUCAAAGAUGGUGCCACACUGCAGAUGGGCAUUGGCAGCAUUCCUGAUGCUGUGCUAGCAGCUCUCCACAAUCACAAGGAUCUAGGCAUUCACUCUGAGAUGUUUGCCAACGGCGUUGUCGAAUUAGUCAAGAAGGGCUGCGUUACAAACAGCAAAAAGUCGAUGCACAGGGGACGCAUUGUUGGAUCUUUCCUUAUUGGCGAUCAAGCAUUGUACGAUUUUGUCAACGAUAAUCCCUUCAUUGAAAUGUUGGCGAUUGACUACGUCAACAACACCAGCGUGGUGAAGCAACAACCUCGCAUGACGGCUAUCAACAGCUGCAUUGAGGUCGACUUGACCGGCCAGGUUUGCUCCGAUUCGAUUGGCACUCGCUUCUAUUCCGGCUUUGGCGGUCAGGUCGACUUCAUUCGUGGUGCAGCUGAGGGUCUCGAUGGUUUGGGUGUGCCCAUCAUUGCCAUGCCGUCGACAACAAAUAAGGGAGAGAGCAAGAUUGUGCCUAUGCUUAAACCGGGUGCUGGUGUCGUCACCUCACGUGCCCAUGUCCACUAUGUUGUCACCGAACAUGGCAUUGCCUCUCUGUUCGGCAAGAAUGUGCGACAGCGCAUGUAUGAGCUCAUCCAAAUUGCCGAUCCCAAACACCGUGAAGCACUAGAGAAGUCCGCCUGUGAGAGAUUAGGAGUUAUGCCAUCGCCUAAUUAAAUGUCCCCACCCGUAAUCUGACAAUAACUUGAUUCGCGCUCAGACGUUAACAAACUAUAGAAAAGAUACAAUUUAUAUGUGCAUAGCUGAUAUUAUCAUUUUGUAAUGCAUUCUUUGAAAUUCCGGUAAAUAUUUAAAUACACCUACAGCUGAUAAUUAAAAACCAAAAUAUAA